Molecule: messenger RNA, 1679 nt
Organism: Chaetomium fimeti
Lineage: Eukaryota; Fungi; Ascomycota; Sordariomycetes; Sordariales; Chaetomiaceae
Product: alcohol dehydrogenase I
Exons: 2
Coding region: 449-1513 (354 amino acids)
Cellular component (GO): cytoplasm
Molecular function (GO): zinc ion binding; alcohol dehydrogenase (NAD+) activity
Source: RefSeq, a predicted model, not a curated record
AUUCUAGAUUUUACCUCGUUUACACAUUAGGACAAUCCAGAGAUGCUUCACUCAAACUCUCCAAUAUGGAUGUGGAGUUUCUGUAGAAGGGCUCCUGAGUGCUCGACUUGCUUAGUUCCGUUGCCCCGACCCCGCGGUCAAUUUCGCCUGGGGAUUGCUCCAACACCGGCCACGCCGAAAGUCAGGCCACCGGUUACAACAUGCGCAUCGAGCCUAGAAGCUGGUCCAUACCUCCAGCUAUGUACCAGGACACAGCUUCCUCCAUAUCGUACGGUUCGUGCAGAUUUGCCCGCAUCGACCGACAUCCCGCAUCUCAGCCACCCGAUUGAUCAAUCAUCUUUUCCGUUCGUCUCGUGUUGCCAUGUUUCUUGUUGGUCGAGACUUGGCUUUAUCAUAACCUGGCGUGAUACCGACGGUGACGAUGACGGAUGAGCUCGUAUAAAAGGGAAUGCGCCGGUUGCGCAUUGAUGACAGUAGGUCGAUUCUGACAAGACUGCCAAUAGCCGUGUCAUACAAGAAGAUCCCCGUCCAGAAGCCCGGCCCCGAUGAAGUCCUCAUCAACGUCAAGUACUCGGGCGUUUGCCACACCGAUCUGCACGCCAUGAUGGGCGACUGGCCGAUCCCGACCAAGAUGCCGCUCGUCGGCGGGCACGAGGGCGCCGGCGUGGUCGUGGCCAAGGGCGAGCUGGUGACGGACCUCGAGCUGGGCGACAAAGCCGGCAUCAAGUGGCUCAACGGCAGCUGCCUGGCCUGCAGCUUCUGCAUGCAGGCCGACGAGCCGCUCUGCCCCAAGGCGCUGCUGUCGGGCUACACGGUCGACGGCACCUUCCAGCAGUACGCGGUGGCCAAGGCGGCGCACGUCGCGCGCAUCCCCGCCGAGUGCGACCUCGCGGCCGUCGCGCCCGUCCUCUGCGCCGGCAUCACCGUGUACAAGGGCCUGAAGGAGUCCGGGGCGCGGCCGGGCCAGCACGUGGCCAUCGUGGGCGCGGGCGGCGGGCUGGGCAGCAUGGCGAUCCAGUACGCGCGCGCCAUGGGCCUGCACGCGGUGGCCAUCGACGGGGGCGCCGAGAAGGGCGAGAGCUGCGCGGCGCUGGGCGCGGCCGCCUACGUCGACUACACGACCAGCGUCGGCGACGACUUCGUGCGGGACGUCCGCAAGGCCGCGGCCCCCGACGGGCUCGGCCCCCACGCCGUGCUGCUGCUGGCCGUCGCCGAGAAGCCCUUCCACCAGGCCACCCAGUACGUGCGCAGCCGCGGCGCCGUCGUCUGCAUCGGCCUGCCCGCCGGCGCCCACCUCUCUGCGCCUGUGUUUGACACCGUCGUCCGCAUGCUCACCAUCAAGGGCAGCUAUGUUGGUAAUAGACAGGAUACGCAGGAGGCGCUGGACUUCUUCCGCCGCGGGCUGGUGAAGGUGCCCUUUAAGACGGCCGGCCUGAGCGAGCUGCAGGAUGUGUACCAGCUGAUGCGGGAGGGCAAGAUCGUGGGCCGGUAUGUGGUGGAUACUAGCAAGUGAGUAGACAUGAGGGGGCGUUUUGGCGGUUGCGUGUUGUGAUAAACAGGAUUGUAUGGUUUGUCUUAUUCAACGAUGAUGACUUCGGGUUGGUGGUGUGUGAGCGGAUGAUGCGAAGGGUAUCUGGUUCAGCUUGAGGUCAAUAAAUGAUCAAGAUUUCACUUUCCCA